Phytophthora sojae is the source of this 426-nucleotide messenger RNA. RefSeq lists its product as hypothetical. Lineage: Eukaryota; Oomycota; Peronosporomycetes; Peronosporales; Peronosporaceae. The coding region runs from base 1 to 426 and encodes 141 amino acids. The record is from RefSeq and is a predicted model, not a curated record. The transcript has a single exon.
AUGCCAAAAAGAACUUUUGCGAGUCUAAGUGAUAUAGACGAUGCAUAUUUGACACCGAACGAUGCUGAAAGUCGCGAAGACCGCAAAAGACGCAAGGCUAAUAAGCGCAAGGCCAAAAGUAGAUGGAAUAUUCUUCAUCGCGCUGCGAUACGUUCCGAGCAAUCCCUGACAGAGCGUAUACUGAAUGCAACGAGAAUGGCUGUUCACCGUCAACAAAUGUCGCCCGAGGAACGGCGUGCAUCGCGCUCGCGUCAUACACUUCAGGUUGCAAAUCAACAUGCAGUACAGUCUGGACCAGCUCGCCAGCGCGCUCGCGCGACUAACAAUGCACAACAUAGAGCUCGAACAUCUCAAGGAAGCGGGACAAAGCUGUGUGCUUUAGCCACUACCAAGAACACCACCCUCGACACACGAUUGGAUCUAUGA